Anopheles arabiensis is the source of this 612-nucleotide messenger RNA. Its product is annotated as peritrophin-1-like. Gene Ontology annotation, molecular function: chitin binding. The record is from RefSeq and is a predicted model, not a curated record. Bases 73 to 447 code for a protein of 124 amino acids. Gene Ontology annotation, cellular component: extracellular region. NCBI's taxonomy places the organism in Eukaryota, Metazoa, Arthropoda, Insecta, Diptera, Culicidae. The transcript is spliced from 2 exons.
GCUACUGCUUCACCAUUCGAGUGCCACCAGUUUCGAUCAACGUUCAGCGGAAGAAGCAAACGAAUCAUAAAAAUGAAAGCCAUCAUUGCACUGUGCCUCAUUGCUUGUGUGUCGGCCCAGUACGACUACAACAGCUACUACCAGGUGGGCAUCCCGCAAGACUACAACCAGCAGUACAACCAGCAGUACAACCAGCAGUACAACCCGCAGUACAACAAUGGCCAGUACAACAACAACCAAGCCCCGACCAAGGCCAUCCCGGAUUCGCGCUGCCCCCGUACGGACGAUCCGAUGCGCCCGGUCCAUCUGCCGUACGCCGGCCACUGCGACAAGUUCCUGAAGUGUACCGGCGGUCUGGGCUUCGUCAUGGACUGCCCGGCCGGUCUGGAGUUCAGCGCACGCAUGAACCGUUGCGACUAUCCGGCUGUGGCUCAGUGCCGUGUCUAGAUGUGUUCGCCCACCCCGUGCACAGCGAUCGAGCGAGAACGACAAAACGACUGUAAAACAAACAGAAAAGCACAAACGAGUAAUGAGUUAUGGCAACAUCGCAAGACUAGCCGGUGGUAUUAGCUUACUUGUAAUCAAUAAAACACCUUCGUAAUGCCAAUUGAA